CAACAGAACACCUAAGCAGGAAAUGCUGCUUCUGAGGACAGGAGACACCUCUUGGUCUGUAAUAGCUGUGUUUCUUGAGCAGGAAAAUGUCUGACCCCGAGGAGCACGUCGAGCCUCAGAAGGUGGCAGCCUCCACAGCCUCCACGGCAGACAGUGAACCAACUGCCGAUGUCAUCAGCAUCCCUCGGCCUUCAGAAGAAGCCGAAGAGUCAGAUAUUUCUGUGGAGCAAGAGUCUGAAACCGAGGCCUUAACCACUGAGAGCGAGGAAAACACAGAGGCGCCGAGUGAGCGCAGCACCUGGACUGCAAAAUCGUCUGAGGCCAAACCCAGGGAAGAGGUCGUGUCCGCUGAAAACGUACCGCAACCUUGGGAAGAACGGAAAAGUCCAGAGAGUCAGAGUCCAGAAGAGGAACCCCUGCUGUUUCUGAAUGAAAUAAAAUCUAUCAAGGAGACUCUGCAGGCAACAAUAAGAGAAUCUUUAGCAACAGUAAAAAUCGUACUUGUUUCUGCAGCCCAGGAGAUCAUAAUGCCUUUUAGAGUUGAUGUUCCACUUAGAUUCCUCAAGGAGCACUUUGCACGCCUAUUACGUAUCCCACAUUAUGUACUGCAAAUAACUCAUGCAGGAAUAGUUGUUGGGAAUAAUGAGAGUCUAAUACAAUAUGGAAUUAAACCACACGAAAUUGUCCAGUUGGAGAUAUUUUCCACACAUCCUGAUCAAUAUCCAAUCAGAAGAGUGGAAGGCUUGAGUGAGGGCUCCAAGAUCAUCACUGUCACCAUCCAGACUGGCACCGAUCGCUACGAGGAGGUAGCUGUUGAGAUAGUAAAAUCUGACUUCCACAAACCAUUUCUUGGUGGAUUUAGACAUAAAAUAACAGGAGUAGAAUACCACAAUGCCGGAACACAAACUGUACCCAAAAAGAUUCCUGAGAAACCCUCUCUCUUUUGUAGGGACACCCAGACAGUUUUUCAGAGGAAAAAGAUGCAGCAGACUACAAAUACAACAUCCACUCAGAUGAAUAAAAUUGGGGUGUAUGUAUCAAACAUGACUGAUAAACUUCUCAAGCCGGGAAGAUAUUUUACAGCAGCAGAGUUACACGCUCGCCAGCUGAAUGCGGUGAUAGUGAUACAGACACGCUACCGGCAAUGGCAUGCUAAGCGCUAUGUGGAAAGCUUAAGACAACAAAAGAAAAAGAGGUUGGAAUGGGAAGCAGAGCAAGAGCUCAAGAAGAUCAGAGAGAAGGAAGAAUGGCUGCGGAUGGACUACUACCGCAGGCACAACCCUAAGACGAAUGAAGACUUUGAGCUGCUUUACAAUGCUCUAGAACUUUGGCGGCAAGAGGAAGCUGCGCAAAUUGACCAAUAUUUAACCCAAGCGGAGAGGAAAGCUGCCCUGUGUGAACUCCUGGAGAAGGAAACACAGAUCAUUGCUUCCAUUGGGAGACACAGGUGUAUCGCCCACAUGGAGAGCCAGGAGGCAGCCAUACAGAGUUUUCUGGAUAAGUGUUCAGCUCCAAAGACCUGGAGAAGACCCGAUGGCCAAACCAUUGAAAUGGACACACAGUUCACUAUAAGAGCCAGAGAGUUGCAAAGCAUCUACAAGUGUAUCAUACUGAAAGACCUUUCUCAGGAUGAGAGACUGGAUAUUCUCCUGACACUGAAGCACACUGUGAAGGAACACGAAUGUAAACUGACCCAAGAAAUCCUAGAACUGAUUGACAGAGAAGUUGACCUUAUGAUGAGAGGAGUCAAGCCUCAUAAUCUUGAAGGACUCAGAAAAAGAAUUACGACACUCUUUUUCCACUACAUCAAAACCCCCCUGUUCAAUCCUGAAGUGGCAAGAUACCUGAAGGUCCCUCAAGACCCACUGAAGUUUUAUGAUAAGAUUUACUUUUGCCACAGCUGCCAGCUGUAUUUGCCGUCCGUGGAAUUUUCUGUGUCGCCCACCUCACAUCGUGUGUACCGCUGCCGUCACUGUGUGAACCUUGAGAACGAGAUUCAAAAGCGGGAAUCGUUUUUGAAGUACAAGUGUCUGCUUCAGCGGCUCUACUUCUCAGAAGCUGACUAUGGGGAUGACGCUCAGAUUGCUUUCCUCAUGCAGCUCCAAGAUAUUAAGUACUUGACCGAGAACAUCUGGGCAUCCCAGUCCAUCCUCAGUGCCUGGGAUGAUCUCAACGACCUGGUCAUGGUCAGGUGGGACAAGAACGUGGAGUGGUCUCCCUGGAAUUGCAUUCUUCUCACCAAGAACGAAGCGGCCGCUCAUCUCAAGCUAGAGAAUAUUGAGCAGGAAUAUGGACGCCUUUUUAUCCACAAGAUCAAGCACAAACACAUCCUGGCUAAAAACUAUUUCUCACAGAUUCCAGUGCUGGCUUCACUUAUUGUUGAAGAUAGUGAAGUAGAAGAUAUCAGAAGUAAAUACAGCACAGAUAAGCCACCUAAAGUUAUAGAAGCCCGAGGGACUGUACUUUAGGGGGUUUCAGGAAUACCCAUGGUGAUGAGCAUUUUGUUCUCUCUUAAGAGAGUAAUACAGAGGUCAUGUAAUAUGGAAACCACUUUUCUGAUUCCAUUAAUAUUUGUUUUGUUCUGUGCAUAUGAACCUUUGUUGGAUGGUUAGUAUUAAUCUGUAAUUUUGUUUCAGAUUAAUAGUUAAAGAAAAUAUUUUAACCUAUUUUCAUGUUAAAUUUAAAAAAAAAAAAGCCUAAAUGCUUUAUAGUCAAAAUACAACAGCCAAACAAAACCUUGGCUUAACUUUCAAUGAAAAUAAUUUAUUUAACAUAUACUUUAUGAGUGUAAUUAUUCUCUGUACAUACAUGUAUUUUGCUAUAAGUAUUUGAAUUAUUUUUACUUUUGUUGUCUACUCUUGCCUUUUAAUUGCACAAUUCAAGAAAACACUGUAAACAAACCCAAAUCUGCAUUGCAUGCCAUGAAGCAAGGAAAACAGUGGAAAUGUUAGUUAUGGAGGAGAUUUCUUGUGGUAAAUGUUGGGAUUCUGUAAGAAGUAUCAACUUGAUGGACUUGAUCCCAUCAACUGUC
Messenger RNA from Alexandromys fortis (reed vole), 3031 nucleotides. It is a transcript of the gene Iqub, whose product is annotated as IQ motif and ubiquitin domain containing. Lineage: Eukaryota; Metazoa; Chordata; Mammalia; Rodentia; Cricetidae. Gene Ontology annotation, biological process: cilium assembly. Gene Ontology annotation, molecular function: protein binding. The coding region runs from base 87 to 2468 and encodes 793 amino acids. Gene Ontology annotation, cellular component: motile cilium; acrosomal vesicle. The transcript is spliced from 13 exons. The record is from RefSeq and is a predicted model, not a curated record.